ACUAGGGGGCGCUGUGGGGUGAGGCCGGGCUCAGCACCUACCCUCACGGACCGCAGGACCCGAUCAGAGGCGCGGAGGGUGCAUCAGUGCGCUCUUGCUCUCGCUCCCUCCUCUCCUUGCUCUCCGCUCCGCACCGCGCCAUGGCUGUGCCCCAGAUGUGUGACCUGGGCCGCAUGGCUUCCACCCUCCGCUCCUGCAUGAUGGUCGGUGGCAUGGUGGUCCUGGUGGCAGGGACGCUGUGCUUCGCUUGGUGGAGUGAAGGAGAUGCAGGAGUCCAGCCUGACCAGCCAGCUGUACCCAGCAGGCAGCGCGCGCUCACUGCCCCCAGCCCUCUGCUCAGGUCUGUCAGCUUCUUCUGCUGUGGGGUAGGUGGGCUGCUGCUGCUCCUGGGUCUGCUGUGGUCCGUCAAGGCCAGCACUCGUGGGCCAGCACGUUGGGACCCGUAUCACCUCUCCAGGGAACUGUACUACCUCACCAUGGAGCCCUCAGAGAAGGAACACCACAGGGUCUCACAGUUGCUUGCCAUCCCCACCUAUGAGGAGGCCGUGCACUGCCUGAUGGCGGAGGGGCCCCUGCUGCCACCUUCUUGCCCUGUGGAGGAAGGCCUGAAGCUCAGUGCGUCUGAGGAUACCCUGCUUGGGACACUGUCCACCUUGCCUCCACCCAGCUAUGAAAGCGUCAUCCUCACUGACCCUGGAGGCUCUGCAGAAACCAUGCUGCUGGGUCCUGCCAGCUCCUCCUGCCUGGGCCCUUCUCGGGCUGCAGGGGAAGAGGGCCAAAGCACCGAGCAGGGCACCAAAGUCAGAGAAGAAUGCUGGGCUUCUUCUGGUACCUAGUACAGUGUUGGCUACACUCAACUGUCUGAGGGAUCCCUGACGGUGGCACACCCAGCAGAGCACAUGUGUGACUAUCUGUGAGGACCUGGGUUCGAGUGCCUGGACCCCACAUGUAGGAGGGAAGCUUCAUGAGUGGUGAACAAGUACUGCAGGUCUCUCUCCCUCCCAUCCUCUCUGUCUUUCCUUUCCAUCUCAGUUUCUCUUUUGUCUCUAUCAAAAAGAAAAAAGGGAAGAAAUGGCCAUUGGGAGUGGUGGAUUUGUUGUGCAGGCACUGAGCAGUAGCAAUAACCCUGCAGGCAAUAACUUUUUAAAAACUAAAUAAAUAAAUAAAUAAAAUAAUUAAACAACAACAACAAAACUGUUCCUGAAUUCUGACUGUAUC
Messenger RNA from Erinaceus europaeus (western European hedgehog), 1218 nucleotides. RefSeq names its product transmembrane protein 61 (gene TMEM61). The transcript has 3 exons. NCBI's taxonomy places the organism in Eukaryota, Metazoa, Chordata, Mammalia, Eulipotyphla, Erinaceidae. Bases 141 to 836 code for a protein of 231 amino acids. The record is from RefSeq and is a predicted model, not a curated record.